This is a messenger RNA of Piliocolobus tephrosceles (Ugandan red Colobus), 1587 nucleotides long. RefSeq names its product golgin subfamily A member 6-like protein 9. NCBI's taxonomy places the organism in Eukaryota, Metazoa, Chordata, Mammalia, Primates, Cercopithecidae. Gene Ontology annotation, biological process: Golgi organization. Gene Ontology annotation, cellular component: Golgi cisterna membrane; cis-Golgi network; Golgi cis cisterna. The record is from RefSeq and is a predicted model, not a curated record.
CCGCAACCCCGCCUCCCUACCCACCCUGCGAUGUCGGAAACAACACGACAGGGCAAAUUGACUGUAGCCAAGAAAAAGUUAAAAGAAUAUUGGCAGAGGAAGAGCCCUGGCAUUCCAGCAGGAGUUAACAGGAAAAAGAAAAUCAAUGGCAGUAGCCCUGACACAGCCACUACUGGUGGUUACCGCUCACCUGGGGAUUCAGCAACAGGGAUCCACAGGGAGGCCCCUGCAUCAUCUGCUACCCUGAAGGAUCUGGAGAGCCGGUGUCAAGAACUAGCGGGAGCCCCGGACUCAAGCUCUGCAAUAAUCAGUCAACUCAGUGAAAACAUCCAUUCACUGGGAAGAGUUCGCACAUUGAACAAGGACAAGCAGCAUGAGAUACAUCGGGUACAGAAGCUUGGGAGGAGCUUGUUCAAACUCAAACACCAGAGGGCUGAACCCCGGGCCCCAGAGCCCCCAGCAGGACCCUCUGAGGUGGAGCAGCUACAAGAUGAGACCAAACACCUAAGGAAGGAGCUGGAGAGUCUGGGAAGACAGCUCCAGGCCGAGGUGGAAAACAAUCAGAUGUUGAGUCUCCUGAAUAGGAAACAAGAGGAGAGGCUACGUGAGCAGGAGGAGAGGCUGCCAGAGCAGGAGAGGCUGCUGGAGCAGGUGGAGAAGCUGUUGGAACAGGAGAGGUGGCAGGAGGAGCAGGAGAGGCUGGUGGACCAGGAGAGGCUGCUGGACCAGGUGGAGGAGCUGCUGAAACAGGAGAGGCUGCGGGAGCAGGAGAGGCUGCUGGGGGAGAUGGAGAAACUGUUGGAACAGCAGAGGCGGCAGGAGGAGCAGAAGAGGCUGCUGGACCAGAUGGAGGAGCUGCUGAAACAAGAGAGGCUGUGGGAGCAGGAGAGGCUGUUGGAGGAGGUGGAGAAGUUGUUGCAGCAGGAGGAGCAGAAGAGGCUGCUGAAGCAGAGAGGCUGCUGGACCAGGUGGAGGAGCUGCUGGAAUGGGAGAGGCUGCGGGAGCAGGAUCAGAGGCUGUGGGAGCAGGAGACACUGCGGGAACUGGAGAGGCUGCGGGAGCUGGAGAGGAUGCUGGAGCUGGGGUGGGAAGCCCUCUAUGAGCAGCGGGCCCAGCCACACAGCGGCUUCGAGGAGCUGGUGGAACAAUGAGAACAAGAGCACACUGCAGUUGGAGCAGCAAGUAAAGGAGCUGAAGAAGCUGGGAGCACCUGGAAGCUACGAGCCAGCAGAAACAGCAGCUAAAGCCCAGCUGAGCCUCAUGGCUCUCCCUGGGGAAGGAGAUGGAGGAGGACAUCUGGACAGUGAGGAGGAGGAGGCACCUCAGCCCAUGCUGAGCAUCCUGGAGGACCUGGAGAGCCAGGAGGCCAUGGUGGCAUUUUUCAACUUCGCUGGAGCCCGUGCCCAAGAGGAGCAAAGACUGUGCUGCCAGCGCCUGGCUCAGCAGGUGGUCUCAUCCCAGAAGCCAGAGGCAGCGGCCCCAGCCCCAGGGACUGGGGGUGAGUUUGUGUGUGUGGAGACCCACCGGGCCCUGCAGGGGGCCAUGGAGAAGGUGCAGCGACGUUAUGGAAGGAGAAGGUGGACCUGA